AUUCACCUCUGCCACUGCCGCCCCGCAAACAAAUACAAACAAUCCCAACAAACGCAUCCCGGUGGGAAGUUCAAAAUGGUUCACAAGGUCCUGUUCUGGAGCGGACUCGGCGUUGCUGCACGGCUAUGGCAGCUCGGCAUUGAGAUGCGCCCGCUCUUCAACAAGGAAUCCCUCUGGGUCUACCCCGUCUUCGCUGGCAUUGGCGGCAGCUUCGGCUACUGGCUCAUGGGCGUCGAGCACCGUCAGUUCAAGCUGCUGGCCGACCGACGAGACACAUUGCUGGAGAAGCGAGCACGGAGGAAGGAGCGCGAGGAGGCUGCCGCUGCCGAGAGAGAAUGAACAUGCAGGUGUGGAAGUGGGGAGAGCGUGUGAGGGGUCGUAGUGAGGUCGUUUCUUUGGUGCAGUGUGCACAUACGGUUGGGUUGGAAUCCGCCAUUUUCGUUGCCAGAAUUUGCAGAGAGAGGGUAUGGAGAGGCUGUGCGGACAGCAGUGACGAGAGGC
Messenger RNA from Dothidotthia symphoricarpi CBS 119687, 501 nucleotides. RefSeq lists its product as uncharacterized. The coding region runs from base 76 to 339 and encodes 87 amino acids. Lineage: Eukaryota; Fungi; Ascomycota; Dothideomycetes; Pleosporales; Dothidotthiaceae. The transcript is spliced from 2 exons. The record is from RefSeq and is a predicted model, not a curated record.